Anthostomella pinea is the source of this 804-nucleotide messenger RNA. NCBI's taxonomy places the organism in Eukaryota, Fungi, Ascomycota, Sordariomycetes, Xylariales, Xylariaceae. The record is from the annotation of a GenBank genome assembly.
AUGGCCAACCUCAAGCAUAUGUCUCCCGAGCUACUCCUCCUGAUCCUGAAGGACGCGUGCUUGUCGCGACGGGACUGGAAAUCUUUCCGCCUGGCCUCUCAAGUCUAUGAGCCGUACGCCUCGUCUCUGCUGUUUCGCCGGAUCAGGAUCUCCCGCCUGAGGGAGGAUCUGGAAGCCCUCGAGAGCAGCGCGGCACGCCCCACACAUCGCACAACAUAUCAGGAGAAGUCGUGGGGAGUUACUGUGCCGGAUGCCCACGAGGCGGUACAGGAGAUAGGUUUCACGUCGCUCACCCAACUGAUGGUCGAUGCGGCUGCCGACCCGAAUCUGUUCUGGAUUCCGAGACAUCAUGACGAGUCAUCGCAGCUGUCGCAAGCCUCGCCCAACGGUCUAGAUUCAGAAUGCAGCAACAGAACCAGCAGCAAGAGAACCAGCAGCCUACAGACUGAUUUCUUCUCGGCACUCGACCGGAUGCCCAAUCUCCGCAUUUUCCUGAGCAGUCCCAUGCCCGAUCGUCGAAGCUUCCUGUACAACAAGUACGUGCUUCAAGCAGAUAUGUAUCGACUCCAAAGCGAUUCAAGCGUUAGCCACGCCCACGACGGUCUCUUCUCGUAUAUGCUACCAGCAGCGGCCCGUCACGAGUCCAAGAUUCGUAGCCUGUACUGGGCAGACGAGAAGCACUACACAGCUUUAACAGCGCGUCUGAAUGCUAGCGUCUCGGAUGCCUUUAGAGCAUUGACCUCUAUCAGUUAUGCCUUAGCCGCUUUCCCUUUCCUACGGGCGGUUCUGAAGAAGAGCUCGUGA